CUUUGUCCCUCCGUUCUUCCCGUAUCUUGCGCAAAGUUCGGCACUGCCGUGUACCCGGGGAAACUGCGGGAAUAUUAUUGGCGGGGGGGGGGAAGAUUAUUGACGCCCGUAUGGACCCCGGUCACCCGCACUUGAUCGGCGAUUGCCUCAUUCAUAUUUUCACAUUCUUAAGCGAGGAAGAUUUAGUCACUGCCUCAAAUGUGUGCAAGGAUUGGCGCGAAGCCGCAGACACUCCUUGGUUAUGGAGGCGGCUGUCUCUGCAGCGCUGGAGUUUCUGUAAUGUCGCCGUGCUGGGGAAAGAACACGGGAAUCACUCAUGGAAGAGCUACUUCCUGCGACGUCUCCACUUAGAGAUGAAGAUGACGAAAGGGCGGUCCGGAGGUUACACCUGCAAAAGCCUCCGAGGACACGCAGGCAGGGUGGUGGGGUUGGUGUACCUGCGGGGGAUUUCAGCCGUGCGUCCUGACCUCUGGAACAGCAGCGCCACAGUCUGCAGCGCCUCUACUGAUGGUACAGUUCGAGCAUGGGACGUCCAAAAUGGUGAACCUCUGUGGCGCAGUCCUGUGCAGAGUCCUUUGACAGAGAUUGUAAGUGAUGAACAGCGUGACGUUGUGAUCACAGCAGACUCCACGGGCCUCAUUAAGACGUGGCAGGGCCAGACUGGCCAGGAGGUGGCCUCGUUUUCAACUGCAUCUCCACACUGCACAUUACUCCAGUACAAUAUCAACAACAAUUGGUUUCUCACUGUUGGAACCAGUCAGGGAUCUGUGUGUACACUAGCUGAUUCAGCUUUGACUAAAAAGUCCAUCAUGAUGGUGUGUGACACCUUUAAAGUCAACAUACUCCUGGUUUCACCCAGCAAAAAAUGGAUCACAGCUGGAACCAAGGACAAUGAUGAUUUAAGUCCAAAGGUGAUUUACACCGAGAGUUUGACCUCUCCGUCUGAGGGCGAAGAUCCUCAGUGCCAGUCUCUGCCAGUCACUGGGUGCCAGGCUGCUGUCUUCAUACCCACCCAGCCUGCCAGACUGGCCAUCAUCCACCACAAUGAGCGCUCCAACAACAAAGCCCUCACUGUCUUCAAUGUCAGCAUUAAAAAGACUAAGUACAAGUCAGAGAUCCAGGUUCAGCAGGUGGAGUCCUUUCCCUUGACACUGAACACCAGGCCCUCAAACAUCCAUCUAAAGGCCAAAGACAGCAACUGCUUAGUGCUGGCAGCUGACCAGGUGCUACACGUCUACUCUCUGAAAGGAAACCUGCUGGCUAGCUUUGAAGAGCAUACUAUGCCUAUCUCUUCUAUAAGUUUGGACAGCUUUCGUGUGGUGACAGCAUCUCAGGACCUCUCCUUACGAGUACUGAUGUGGAAAAAUGACAGAGACCGUGGGUUGACUCUAGAGAGCAAAUACCACUUACUGGGAGGCUCUCACUCAAUGUCCAGAGGCUUCACUCACGUCGCCUGUGACUACACCAGCAUUGUGGCCUCAGUUGAAGGGAAAAAUGGGAAAGACGUCUUAAAAGCUUAUUUUUUCACCUCCUGAGCAUCAGUGCCCCACAAUAAAAAAAAAGUGCCCGCAUGCAGUUUACACAACCCACUGGAAGGAGGAACAUUUGCUUUUAUUAUUAACUGUUCGUCAUAUACUGU
Messenger RNA from Xiphias gladius (swordfish), 1639 nucleotides. RefSeq names its product F-box and WD repeat domain containing 12 (gene fbxw12). Lineage: Eukaryota; Metazoa; Chordata; Actinopteri; Istiophoriformes; Xiphiidae. The record is from RefSeq and is a predicted model, not a curated record. Gene Ontology annotation, molecular function: protein binding. The transcript is spliced from 10 exons. Bases 111 to 1535 code for a protein of 474 amino acids.